Miscanthus lutarioriparius is the source of this 327-nucleotide messenger RNA. Lineage: Eukaryota; Viridiplantae; Streptophyta; Magnoliopsida; Poales; Poaceae. The record is from the annotation of a GenBank genome assembly.
AUGGAUGGUGCUAGCACUGGAUCGUCUUCCUGCACCCCUCUUGGCAUCUCCCAUGGCGAUGGCGACACAGAGACGGCGCUCUCAAAGUUGCAGCUGCUGCCAUGGCUUCACGAAGCGGUAGUAAAGGUCGUCGCGGCUGAUGACGAUCGUGACGACCUUGCCGGUUCAGCGGCGGCGGCGAAGACAGGGAAGCGGCGGUCGAUGGCGCAGGCUGGCCUUCCGCGCGGCGUGAAGGUGUUGCUGAGCGAGGUGGCCGAGAUGAUCAGGACCAAGUUCGAGCGCUCUAUCCCGGCGGCCAAGUUCGGCCAUGUCGCCUACAUCAGAUGA